UGAAUAAUCAAGGAUAGUUGUACUGCCUCUUUCAUUUGUGAUCUCUAGAUGUCAUUUAUGCAACCAAAUCACUUACUUGGAAGAUAAGUAUUACACGGUUUCUGAGAAGUAAAGCAUCAUAAUAUGUUCAUUUGUUCAUAUCUGUAGACUGUAAAGGAAUUAAAGGAUUCUUUUCCCCUCGGAGCUAACUAAUGUUCAGAUUAUAAGGUCAUAUUACUAGUUCUUUGAUCUAGUAAAUUUCAUGCUUCAUCCGACUUAUGCCUAUAUCUAUUUUGAAAGAUUUAUUGAAUUUAAAUGUAUCAUGUGUGGCUUAUUGCUUCUCGAAUUUCCUAUUGCAUCUCUUUUUAAAUGCUGUAUGCGUAUUAAAGCUUGUUAUCAAAUGCUCAUGCUCAAUUAAGACUUCACUGUAACCAAUUUAUUGAGAGUCAAAGGAGAAAGUGAUGAUACAUGUAUCAGAUCUCUUGUAAAGCUAGGAAACUUGAUCACUCCAAUUGACCUCUUAUUUUUUGUUGGAAUCUCAUAUACUAAGAGUGAAUAUACAUUGAUACAUUGAUUCAUUUGAAAAAAGAAGUCUUAAUCAGCUAGCAGCUUGGCAAUAGCAUCUUCUAUCAUUUGCUAUUACCUAUAUGACAGCAUUUGGGAAUUAGUAAACUUUAACGUGUGCACUUUACUAAUUUUUGUCUCAUGUUUAGCAAGAUCCAAAUGAUAAUGGUUGAUUAGAGAUUUAUCUUUUUCCAAAAUAUUUUCCUUUGUUCAUAAUUUUUUUAUAUUUUUUACAUUGCAAAUCGUAAAUGAUGAAGAGAGAGACCUUACGAUCAACUAUCAAGUUCUUAUAAGAUUGUAUGAUGAGGAUUGAAGCUCUUAUCUUGUAAGAUGAGAAUUGUUAAUGCAGGGUGAGUCAGGUUUAUCUAUGUUCAUUUGUAUAUACUUUUGUUCAUUUCUUAAUAGCUUAAGGAUUAGCGAUAACUCAUUCGAGCAAAAAAAAAAGUCUUAACUAGUCGGACUAGCUUGCGGCUUGGUUAUAGCAUCUUCUAUCAUUUGCUAGUACCAAAAUGUUAUUAUUAUCAAAAUGAUAUCAUCUGAAAAUUAGUAUGACUUUGGCAUGUGCACUUUACUAAUUAUAUUUCUUGUUUAGUAAGAUCUAAAUGGUAGGGGCUAAUUAGAGAUUGAUCUUUUUCCCAAAAUAUUUACCUUUGUUGAAGUGAUGAAAGAUCAACUAUCAAAAUUCUUAUGAGCUCAUAAGAUGUACCAUCAUUAGACCAUUAAUUUAACAUAAGAUUGUAUGGUGAGGAUUUGAGUCUUGAUCAAGUAAGUGUACCCAAUAGACCAUCAUCAAAUUAAUUAUUAUUAAAAAAUUAUAGCAUGAGAGUUCAAAUUGAGUCAAGUAUAUAUAAUUUCUUGAACAUGUAAAAACAUACAAAUGCAUUAAAAAUAGAGAAAUAUUGUUGAUUAUUGUAAAACUUUUGGGGAUUAUGGUUAUUCUAUCAAAUCUUUAAGAAUUGUGAACCUUAAAACUCUAUAUAUGGUACCAUAAGGAUAAGUGUAAGAAAAAAAAAAAAGGAGAGAACUUAUCACACAAACACUUUGUAUUUAUAUGAUCAUUGAAGUUGUUUUUGCAAUAUUAAUGACGAGAAUGAGAUUUGAUUAUAGAAUCUUGCUUCAAAGUAAAAUAUCUAAGUUCAUUUAUCAUGUUGUUGGUAAUUAUAAAGAUGUUAUAGUCAGGAUAAAUAGAUCUGGAUGUUUCACUUUCGUAAUUAUAUGGAUGUUAACGUAAUUUUUUGAAACAUAGAGAUCGAAAUCUUAAUUCCAUUCAAAUUUUCUGCAGGUCUCUGCUAGAUCCAAAAGAAGCAGAAUAAAAGGAAUCCAUGAAGACCCGGAGAAUUCUGGGUCCACUGUGUCUGCUAAAAUAAUAACCCAUCAAGCCGCAUCACUUCCUCCACAAGCAACAAAAGGAAAAGAAAAGAGAGAGAUCAUGAUUGAGAUGCCAAACUCAUCCUCUCAAGCCACCGCAGUUGGUCACUCCAUUCCUCUCACGCAGCACUAAGGACAAGCUCCCGAGCUCUCUUUCUCACCUCCCUCACGCGGCUGCGUUCGAUCAUGACCCCCAGUUAUCGUUUUCAAGGGUGCCAUGCGUUCGUGUCUGCUUCAUGCCGUUUAAUAUAGAGAAUUAUUGGAGGUGUUUUCGAACCCUCCAGAGCGAGUGGGUCGCCACUUUAAUGGUGCUCUCUGCCUGUGUUGCCUUCAUUGCAGUAACAUGUCUGCUCUCCUCCUUUACCUGCCCAACUUUGAUGGUGGUGGUGGUGGCAAACCUACCCUUUGUUUCACGAAAAGGUCAUUAUUCCUUUGGCACUCGCAGAUGGCAAACAAUGUGGUGGAAUCACAUUCUCCUGAUGCAUCCAUCGCACAAGCAGAUUGGAUUCCUUAACGGAGAAGGAUGAGCACCUGUGAACAGUUGUCUCAAAGCCCGUUUGCAGCGGUAGAAGUCCACCGAAAGUCCCCACUUCACUGCAUCACCGAUCGCUCGAGAAAACGACGACGCACAUGAAAGCACUAAACAAAGCUCGGAAACCCCUCGCUCGCUGGCUCUUCUUGCACCCGCACCGACAGCUGAGCUCGGACCCGAACAAAGGUGUAGGGAAUCGCGGAGCAGCGCACGAGGCCGCGCCGGGUGACCAGGAACACUUGUCGCCGAGGUUUCCUCCUCUCCCUCGUCGCGAGUUGCGUCCCCUGCACUCAAGCCCAUCAUUAGCCCCGCGUACAAAGACGGGCACGGUGACUGCGUCGCCACAGUAACAGGAGCGCAGGGAACACUAGCAGCAAAAGGAGUGCAGGAAGCUGUCCGCUGUCCACCUCUUGUCCCCCUUCUUGUGCUUCGUGUGGCCUUCCCCCUUAUAUAUGCUCGUCCUUCAUCCUUCAAAGCCAAUUCCACCUUUCAAGUGAGCCACGGAAGAAGAGAUCGGGUUCUGUUCAUGGAGAAGGGAUACUUGUGGGGGAGGAGAAAGGGAGACGAGCUUGUAAGCUUGAAGGACUUGGUAGCAGAAGAGGAGGAGGAGGGGGAGAUGUCGGAGGGUGGGUUGAAGAUGCCGGUGAUACCUCCGCCGCAGACGCCGCACGAGCCGAUGGAGUUCUUGUCGAGGUCGUGGAGCGUGUCGGCUUCCGAGAUAUCGAAGGCUCUUCUGGCUGGGAAUAAGAAGAGGAACUUCGUCGUGGAUCGGCUGCCGGAGAUGAUGAUCCCGGAGACAUUGGUCAUCGCUGCCGCAGCUGCUGCUCCUCCUCAGAGUACUCAUAAGCGACUUGACCGAGUGAACGCCAUGAAGCCUUUGGGAAUUCUCUCAUGGCGACGAUUUGCUCUGAUGGCUGUGCAGCCACGCAGCGGCAUAAAUCCUGCAGCAAUCGGGAAGUGGUUUCACCACCAAGAAGCCAAUCGAACCAAAGCCAAGUGCAAGGAGAGGGCCCGCGCCGAGAAAGCCCGCAUCCAUGCCUUGGUAUCCGUCGCUGGCGUAGCUGCAGCAGUCGCUGCCGUCGCUGCCGCGUCGAACUCAGGUGACCAGACCUCAAAGAUGAGUGCCGCCAUGGCCUCUGCCACCGAGAUCUUGGCGUCGCACUGUGUAGAGAUCGCAGAGCAAACUGGGGUUGAUCACGAGCAUGUGGCUGCUGCUAUACGCUCAGCAGUAGAUUUCAAAACAGCCGGCGAUCUGAUGACCCUCACUGCUGCAGCAGCAACAGCAUUACGAGGAGCUGCAGCAUUGAAGUCGAGACUGCAAAGAGAAGCAAGGAACAACGCUGCCGUCAUCCCGUACGAGAAGAGUCAGUGUUGCAGCCCAGAUAUCUGGUGCAAAGAAGGCGAGCUGCUCAAACGCACCGGAAAAGGAACUCUACACUGGAAGAGAGUGUCGAUCUACAUCAACAGGAAGUCACAGGUCAUAGUAAAGCUCAAGAGCAAGCACAUAGGAGGUGCACUCUCCAAGAAGAAAAAGAGUGUUGUUUAUGGCGUGUAUGAUGAUGUUGCAGCAUGGCCUGAGCGCGCCGGAGAAAGAUGCUGCUUUGGACUGAGAACAGCUCAAGGAUCGAUAGAGUUCGAGUGUGAGAACAGCACGACCAUGCUGAGAUGGGUGGAUGGGGUGCAGAACCUGCUCAAACAAGUAUCAGGUGAUGCUGAGCAAGUAGAGCACGCCAUGGAGCUACUAAAACUCAGAUGAUGUAUUCUCAAAACAGAUGAACAGUUUUGUCAUCACAAACACAAAGUCGAUCAUAUUAUGCAUAUAAAGCAAAGAGAUUCGUUA
Messenger RNA from Musa acuminata AAA Group (dessert banana), 4283 nucleotides. RefSeq names its product VAN3-binding protein-like. The transcript has 6 exons. NCBI's taxonomy places the organism in Eukaryota, Viridiplantae, Streptophyta, Magnoliopsida, Zingiberales, Musaceae. Bases 2970 to 4199 code for a protein of 409 amino acids. The record is from RefSeq and is a predicted model, not a curated record.